Clupea harengus (Atlantic herring) is the source of this 717-nucleotide messenger RNA. Its product is annotated as tumor necrosis factor receptor superfamily member 14-like. Gene Ontology annotation, biological process: negative regulation of alpha-beta T cell proliferation; positive regulation of cytokine production involved in immune response; positive regulation of peptidyl-tyrosine phosphorylation. The coding region runs from base 49 to 717 and encodes 222 amino acids. NCBI's taxonomy places the organism in Eukaryota, Metazoa, Chordata, Actinopteri, Clupeiformes, Clupeidae. The record is from RefSeq and is a predicted model, not a curated record. Gene Ontology annotation, cellular component: external side of plasma membrane. Gene Ontology annotation, molecular function: protein binding. The transcript has 7 exons.
GUGAACGCGAUCUUUGCGUCAGCUGGACCCAAAGAUGAUUAGGAAAUCAUGGUGAAGUUGGUGAUUAUAGUUCUGAUGAUCCUGCUGACCGUGUCUGGGGUCUCUCCUGCCUGUGGUCGAGCUGAAUAUCUGAUAGGGCAGGAAUGCUGCCCUAUGUGUGCUCCUGGUUAUUAUGUAUGGAGAGAAUGUACUAAGUUCACCAGUACGACAUGUGUUCCAUGCCUGUCAUCUACCUACACUGAUGCACCCAAUGGACUGCCGUCCUGUAGAUCCUGCACAGUUUGUGACUCGAGUGCAGGUCUAAGAGUGAAGAGGGCGUGCAGCUCCACUUCAGACACACUCUGUGAGCCUCUGGAAGGUCACUACUGUACUGACCCAAUCAAAGAUGGCUGCCGAGGAGCUGUGGAACACACAAAGUGCUCACCAGGGCAGUACAUCAAACAGACAGGUACAGCAUCCACAGAUACUGUGUGUGGUGACUGUGUAGGCGACACAUACUCAAAUGGACCAUUCACAUCCUGCAGACCACACACACAGUGUGAGUUGAUUGGACUUGUUGUCCUAAGAGAAGGAUCAUCUUCUUAUGACACUGAUUGUGGUCAAAGACAAAAGACUGUUGCCAUUGUAGCUGGUAUCAUAGCUGGUGUUGCAGUCCUAGCUGCUUGUGCAUGCCUACUGGUAAUCAUGAUUGCAAUUGUCGAGAGUAUUGGAAUUUAA